Molecule: messenger RNA, 1059 nt
Organism: Medicago truncatula (barrel medic)
Lineage: Eukaryota; Viridiplantae; Streptophyta; Magnoliopsida; Fabales; Fabaceae
Product: ras-related protein Rab7
Exons: 7
Coding region: 154-777 (207 amino acids)
Cellular component (GO): vacuolar membrane
Molecular function (GO): GTPase activity; GTP binding
Source: RefSeq, a predicted model, not a curated record
CAUGGUUGGCAAUUUUUGUUUCGUGUAAGUACAACUUCACUCGUGUUCCUCCAUCUGUCUUUCAAAACUCACUUUUGUUUCGCAAAAAUCUCAACCACAUCACAAUUCUCUGUGUUCCAAUCUUCUUCUUCUUCGAUCAAGAUUUUGAUUUCAAUGGCUUCUCGACGCCGCAUGUUGUUAAAAGUCAUUAUCCUCGGUGAUAGUGGGGUUGGUAAAACAUCAUUGAUGAAUCAGUAUGUGAAUCGGAAGUUUAGUAAUCAGUACAAGGCUACCAUUGGUGCUGAUUUUCUCACCAAGGAAGUUCAAUUUGAAGACAGGUUGUUCACAUUGCAGAUUUGGGAUACUGCUGGUCAAGAGCGGUUUCAGAGUCUUGGUGUGGCUUUCUACCGGGGUGCUGAUUGCUGCGUCCUUGUUUAUGAUGUAAAUGUCAUGAAAUCUUUUGAAAACCUUAACCAUUGGAGAGAAGAAUUUCUCAUUCAGGCUAGUCCAUCUGACCCUGAAAACUUCCCAUUUGUUGUAUUGGGAAACAAAAUAGACGUUGAUGGCGGGAAUAGCAGAGUUGUUUCUGAGAAGAAAGCAAAGGCAUGGUGUGCUUCAAAGGGAAACAUACCAUACUUUGAGACCUCCGCAAAAGAAGGAUUUAAUGUUGAAGCUGCUUUCCAGUGUAUAGCAAAAAAUGCACUCAAGAAUGAACCUGAAGAAGAAAUGUAUCUGCCCGAUACAAUCGAUGUCGGCAAUGGUGGACGACAACAGAGAUCCACAGGCUGUGAAUGUUGAGUAGAGUUCUAUGGACCAGGUUUACCUGUUUGUUUGAUGCCAAACAAUCCUCUUAGUGUUUUUGAGCCACCAACUAUUUUAUUACCAAUGUAAAAUCAAGGACAAAUUGCAUAUUCCAUUUUGUAUCUCAGUAGUGGCUUAGAUGUCCAUCUUGUUUAUUUAUUUUUUCUUUUUAUUUCUCUUGAUCUCAAAUGUUUGUCAAAAUAUUUCUCUGAAUCAGGAAAUGUAUACUUGAAAAUUUAUUGUGUGCUUUUCGGAUUAUUUGAUGUUCCUAGUUUAGCA